AUGUCGUCAAAUAAUAAUUAUGAACCAAGAGCAUUCGAAGCGUCGUUUACUCAAAUAAUUAAUUUGAAUAACAAUAGCGGCAGGAAAACUAGGGGAAAAUAUACGAAAUUGGCGUGUUCUUAUUGUAAAGAUACAAACGAUAGUGUCAAUCAACUUUCUAAUAAAGUAAACAAAAUUGAAGAAAUUAUUACCAAUUUUAAAAAUCGUCCGAGGAAUAAACCCGAAUUGUCCUUAUUCAAUGCAAAAUUUACAUUGAAUAAUGUACCUUGCGAAUUGGAAUAUGAUUUAUCGAAUUUCACGCUAGAAAAUUUACAGAAAUUAGCAAGUUUUACGACUCAAAGUUUUAACAACAAUAUUGUUAAUAAUGAUAAUGAAUAUGGAAAUUCUUCCGAUAAAAUUAAGAAAAAUGAAGAUUAA
Rhizophagus irregularis DAOM 181602=DAOM 197198 is the source of this 417-nucleotide messenger RNA. RefSeq lists its product as uncharacterized. Lineage: Eukaryota; Fungi; Glomeromycota; Glomeromycetes; Glomerales; Glomeraceae. The record is from RefSeq and is a predicted model, not a curated record.